AUGAUUCUGCCUCGCGAGCAUGAGACGCCUUUUAACAAGGCGCCGCUGAUUCGGGCGAUGGCGGCGCUACUCAUGGUGAUCGCGAUUCUCUCGGCCUUCACGCGAAUCGUCACUCGGCUCCUCACCGUGGGGACUUUCAAGAAAGACGACAAGCUUGUCGCAGCAGCCACAGUAGUAGUCAUUGCGCAGUCGGCCGCUGUGAUAUCUCAAGGUGCGAACGGCCUAGGCAAGCUCGAGAGCCUUAGCCCCGAUAAGGAAUCGUACAUCUUGAAGAGUCAUUAUGCAUCUGACGUCCUGUACAUUGCUGGAUUGCUGCUAUCCAAAGUGUCUGCAACGAGGACACUCUGGGGCAUGGCGCCGCGAGAGCGCAGAAAGACAAUCUGGGCCAUUGAGGCACUCAUUGCUGCUUGGGCCUCAUCGUCUAUUCUCGCGUCAUUGUUUCAGUGCUCGCUCCCGCAGCCGUGGGACUUUGUUCACGGUCAAUGCUUUAAUCGGUCUAUCUUUUGGAUCUAUGUCGAUGCCCUCAACAUCGUAACAGAUCUCGCCAUCACAGGCAUCCUCGUCGAGAUGUUCGUCAAGCUCAAAACAUCUACCUCCAAAAAAAUUCUAGUCAUCAGUGUAUUCGGAUGUCGCAUCUUGUGCGUCACAUAUGCACCCAUUCAAUGGCAUGAGCAUGCGCUAACCCCCAAAUCAUAUAGUAUCAUUCCUCCGAUUGUCUCACACAUGUACUACUUUAAACGUAUCGCCGACUCACCAAACCCCCUCUUCGACGUGUGGCAGCCCACAGUCAUCGUGCAGGUCAUCCAAUGCCUCAGUAUCAUGGCGACAUGCAUUCCCUACCUCAAGCCUUUCAUGGACAGCCUCAACUCCGGGCAGAUGGCCGCCGGCGACUACCGCGGAACCAGGAGCAAGGGCAGCAACAGCAGGAGCCAGAGCGGCUACGCAUCUGCUCGCAUGAGCCGUCCGCCAAGGAGCUCACGAGGCACAGGGGCAGGCAUUACGUCCUUUGCCACGCGGGCCUCGCACAGAUUACAAAAGUACGAAAUGAUGGACAUGAGCGUUAACCGCGACCGGGCAGACGGGGUUGAGGAGAACAUUACUACGGUCACGGCGGGGAAGAAGGAGGAUGUCAGCAACAGCCCCAACAACAAGUCGUGGGAUGGGCAGAGCCACACGAGCCAAACGGUGCUCGUUCAAUCAACGUGGCGUGUAGACGUUGAGGAGAGUGGCAAGGAUGACAAGUGUGCCACAGCGGCAGAUACCAGAUAG
Molecule: messenger RNA, 1269 nt
Organism: Clonostachys solani
Lineage: Eukaryota; Fungi; Ascomycota; Sordariomycetes; Hypocreales; Bionectriaceae
Source: the annotation of a GenBank genome assembly